Messenger RNA from Pristis pectinata (smalltooth sawfish), 1057 nucleotides. It is a transcript of the gene atpaf2, whose product is annotated as ATP synthase mitochondrial F1 complex assembly factor 2. The coding region runs from base 102 to 947 and encodes 281 amino acids. NCBI's taxonomy places the organism in Eukaryota, Metazoa, Chordata, Chondrichthyes, Rhinopristiformes, Pristidae. Gene Ontology annotation, biological process: mitochondrial proton-transporting ATP synthase complex assembly. Gene Ontology annotation, cellular component: mitochondrion. The transcript has 8 exons. The record is from RefSeq and is a predicted model, not a curated record.
GUAUGGAGGUGAAAGGUUGGGAUAAUGGCGGUGCCCAGAAGGGUUGAUGUGAGAGGUGAGCCGAACCGAGGUAUCGAGGCCUUCCCGUAACUGCGGGCAGGAUGCUGGCCCGCUGCUGCGCCUGGGCCCCGGCUGCCCUCAGGUUCGGGCUUGGUUGCAGGGUGAUGGGAGGCACGGUGGAGUGCAGGCGGCGAUACCCCGCAGCAGAACGAAAGAAAUUUUAUCAGAACGUUAGCAUUUCGCAAGGGGAAGGAGGAGUAUUCGAGAUAAACCUUGACCGUAGGAAGCUAAAGACUCCUCAGGGCAAAUUGUUCACAGUUCCCAGUGAAGCUCUGGCAAUUGCUGUUGCCACAGAAUGGGAGUCCCAAGGAGACGUACUGCAGCUCUUUACCAUGCAUCUGACAACUUUGUGUAAUACUGCACUGGAUAAUCCAACACAAAGAACAAAAGAACAGUUGAUUAGGUCAGCUCUCAAAUUCCUGGACACAGACACAGUCUGUUACAGAGUGGAGGAGCCACCUGGCUUAGUGGAACUUCAGAAAAAUGAAUGGGAUCCUGUUGUUGAAUGGAUAGAAAACAGAUACAACGUUGAGAUUGGCUCCUCCACAAAUAUCUUGGGACCAAACAUUCCAAAGGAGUCCAAGGAGACCUUCAAACAACAUCUCUCUUCCUACAAUUUUUGGGCACUAAUAGGUCUGGAGUAUGUCAUCCAUCAGCUUAAAUCUGUGGUUCUUUCCCUAAAUCUAAUUGACCGAAACCUCAGCGUAGAGAAGGCUGUGUUGCUGUCUCGGCUAGAGGAACAGUAUCAGAUUGAGGUUUGGGGAAAUGUUGAAUGGGCACAUGACUACGACCUCUAUGAACUACAAUCACGGACUGCAGCAGGAGCCUUGUUUGUCCAUCUAAGUUCGGAGAGCUCCACCAUGAAACAUAAGCUGUUGCAAGACUGAAGUGACUGAUCGUUUUAGUUCUUUCCUGUAACUGUGAGAUUAUUUUCCUUGUUUGGGUAUAUAAGAAGAGUAUUUUAAAAAAUAUAAAAAUAAAAACAUUUUACUCUGAA